AUGGAUUUUACACCAAGAAGUCGCCCAGUGCUCUCAGCCAGAGCAGGUACGCCGAGGCCGGAAACACCAAAUUACAACCAAAACAGUUUGGAAAUGACGUACAAUGAAACGCAGUACACGCAGUACGGAAAAACGCCAAACCUGGUGAGAAGGAUCAGAAAUGCUAGAAACGACAUUGGGGAGCUGGGAAGAGAAGCGUUCAUGGACCAGAGAGACGUCUCACGUCUGCCGUUUCUGCUGGAUAACAGGCUCGAGGAGGUCCCGGAGAGGUUCACAAACUUCAUGAACAACUUCGUUACACCAGACUCAGAAAACAGAGAUAACAACAGGUACACUAGAACUAGAUUAGGAUACUACUUGGAAAAAUUAGUGGAAUUCAUAAAGGAAAACCUGCACGAACAGGGAGCAGGCUACAGCACGUACCUGCCAUUCGAAGUGGAUAUGAACCACGUGUACAACUACGACCCGGUGCUGUAUAAGCUGCUGGUGACAUUCCCAGCAGACUGCAUAGCGGAGCUGGACAGAGUGGUCCUGAAGUCGUUUAACGAAAUGCUCUCAAAGCACUACUCAGACGUCACGCUCGAAAAUAACGCAGUCUUCCCAAGAGCAAGACUGAUGAAUAAGCCGCACUCAGAUUGCGUGGGAAACCUGGACCCGAGCAUGGCAGACUCGCUGGUCCAGUUCUCAGGAACAGUGGUGAGGCAGACGUGGAUAGUGCCGGAGAUCACAAUGGCCUGUUUCAGGUGCAGAGGACAGAGGAAGGUGAGGCUCAACGAAACUGAAAAGUGCACGUGCGAGCAGUACGAGUACGUGAUCCAGGGGGAAGUCAACGAGCCAGUGCAGUGCCCAGAGUGCAACAACAAGUACACGUUCGAGCUUAACCACAACAUGUCGGUGUACUCGACGAAAAAGCUGGUUAAACUGCUGCAGGUGAACACGACCAACAACGUCGUUAACGGGAUGGAAGGAAUGAACAAUGGAGCAGAAGCCAACAGUAGCAAGGUAGCCAACGGCGAAGCCGAAGGCGGAAAGACCGAAGAAAAGAAAAGCACCCUGAACAUCGAUGAGCUGGGAGAGGUGUAUCUGAAGGACAACGAGAUAGUUAGCCUGAACCUUUACGAUGACCUGGUGGACUCAGUGUCCACAGGAGAUAGAGUGACGGUGGUAGGGAUCCUGAAGGUGACGCCCUGCAGGUCAAGCACGACUAAAAGAACACUGAAAACGCUCUACAACUACUUCGUUAACGUGAUACACGUGAAGGUGGUCAACUCGACGCAGGGCCCAACGAGAGGGCUGAAGUACCAGGGAAGCGAAAACGAGUUCUCCGAUGUGCAGGUGGAAAAGAUAAUGGAAUUGGCGAGAAACCCAAUGGUUUACAAGAUACUGAUGGAUUCAUUUGCACCAUCAAUAAAGGCAAGGAACAACGUUAAAAUAGGACUCCUCUGUCAGCUGUUCUCAUGUAACCCGGGAAACAAGGAGUCGUACAAGGCGGACAAUUUCAGAGGGAUCAUAAACGUGCUACUCUGCGGAGACCCGGGAACAGCAAAGUCACAGCUCCUGCAUUACACGCACCUGCUGUCACCCAGAUCAAUAUACACGUCAGGAAAAAGCAGUUCCAGUGUCGGUUUGACAGCUAGCAUUAAGUUCAGCGAGGGGGAUAACGGAAGAGCAAUGAUACAGCCAGGAGCAGUGGUACUGGCGAACGGAGGGGUCUGCUGCAUCGAUGAGCUGGAUAAAUCACACCAUGACGCAAGACUGAGUUUGUACGAAGUGAUGGAGCAACAAACAGUGACAAUAGCAAAGGCAGGCAUAGUGGCAACACUGAAGGCGGAAACAGCAAUCCUGGCAAGCUGCAACCCAAUCAACAGCAGGUACGACAAGAGCAAGGCAGUGAUAGAAAACAUAAACAUCGCACCGAGCUUGUUCACAAGGUUCGACCUUAUCUACCUGGUUCUGGACCACAUAGACAGAGAAACAGAUGAAAUGAUAAGCACGAGCAUAGCGAGAGACUUCCUUAAGCCACUGCAGAUGGCAGAAAACGGAGAAAAUAGCACAGAAACUGGGCGUAACAGAGAUUCGGGUGACAAUAGAGGCAGGACGGAGAGGGAUGAAGAGGGUUCAGAUAGCACGGAGGACGAGGACAUGAAGAUGAGUGACCUGGACCUGAUGAGGCUGUACAUCAAGUUCGCAAAGCUGCACUGCUUCCCAGAGCUGAGCGAAGAGGCGAAGAAAGUUAUCACGAGGGAGUACAUAAGAAUGCGAGAAGGAAACUACCAGUCGACCGCAAACGAGGAGCAGCUGGACGAGGAAAGCAAGGACCUGCUGAACCUGAACACGAACAAUAACAGAAUGAUCUACGUGAGUAGCCGCAUGAUCAGCUCGAUAAUAAGGAUCGGAGUGGCGCUGGCGAGGAUGAGGCUGAGCAGCCUGGUCACGAAGGAGGACGCAAUGCAGGCAGUGCAGAUAGUUAAGAGCUCGACAUUCCAGUCACUGGUGGACCCGACGACGGGCAAAAUCGACUUCGACCAGCUGCACCAGGGCAUCACGACGAACAAAAUGCAGCAGAUGAACCAGAUCCAUGAACAGAUUAUGGACCUGUUCACAAAGUCAGCAGAGCAGGACUCAACGAAGCUCAUAGAGCUAAACGAGCUGAUUAACAUGCUGAGUAAGUCGAGUGGACAGGAGUCAGGAGUUACGGACCGCUACAAGGAAGGAGAACGGUACAGAGAGGGAGAGGGAUACAAAAUGGUGCUCGAGGUGCUGAACAAGAUGCAGCAGGAGGGGACGGUGGUGAAGGAAAACAACAGCUACCGCCUGAAGAGGCUGUUCUCCUUGAUGACCAAGGAUUUAAAUCUUGAGGAGGGACCGGAAGAAUGGUUUUGGCAAAGUGACUUGUAUACGAAGUCGUAUUUUAAAGACAGGAAACACAAAAAAUACCUAUACUAUGACACAGCCUGUUUUAUAAAAUACCUCUUUUUUCACUGGCUGACAAAAUGGGUUAACAAUGUUACUUACGAACACGUACAACCAUAUAAGUUACAUCCAUUGCCGGUAUCGGACCAGAUUUUGAGAUGGCAGCCGAUUUUCUCGAAACACGUUAGCGACGGCCUAGUAAGGCUGGAAGAAUAUGAAACUUCAAAGUCGGUACCCGGAAAAAAGAAAGCAAAAAGACCAUACCGAUCAUUACUUUUCAGAGCAUUGUUAUUGACCAUAUGGAAGAGAGCACUUGUUGUGAUUAUAGGUUUGAUUUUAGUAAAUGUUUUAAGCAUGAGCAUUUCAAUUUUGGUUAAAAAAUUGGUUGUUAAACUGGGAGAUAAAUCAAUUAACAUAAAGCAAACUGUAGGCCUAUUGGUAGCCAUCAUAGCCUGUAUUUUCCACCAUGCCCUCUGCUACAGAAGAAAAUUCUCAAAUAACGUCAACGGCACAAACACCCUUAAUGUGUGUAACCAAGUUUUACAUACCUGUUCCCCUGACUCAGAAUGUUCAAAGAAUCCAUUAUACUGUCAAGCUCUACGAUACCAGAACAAGGAAAUUAACCCAAAAGUUUUCUAUUUCGAGUUCAAGGAUUCCUAUUAUUUCUCCCAGUCCUUCAACGCAAUUAAAAUAUUCAUUGAGUUUGCAACCAACUUUAGUUACGGAAUAUUUUUACUUCGGCGUCAAAUUAAAAUGAAAAUGUGGGUGUUAUAUGUAGUUGGAAUUGUGUUUACAUUUCUUAUGAUAUUUGUUGAGUUAUUGAGUGCAAUUACAAUAAAAUUCUUGUUAUACAUGAGGGAUUUUAAGAUGUCCAAGUGUAACUACAUGUUCCCGUACUUGUCUCUGAUUAAGAAAAUGUUUUAUGACGAUAUUGCAGUAAACAUCAUCACCCACUGUAGAAACAACGAGCUCACCAUGAUAGUUAUUAACAUCUUCUUGACCUUCCUUAACUUGACUAUGUUCAGCGCCUGUAUAAAUGUGUCGUUUUAUUUAAUACAAUACGCAUUCGUCAAGUCCGUGCGCGGUGUGAACGUUGUUACUGACAUUGACACAGCGGGUUUCAUGGCGGCAUUCUAUAUUUUUCUAAAAAUCGCUAUAUCCAUGUUCAUGGUGCCUAGAGCUAUUAAGGUGUGUGGUGUGGCAUUUGUUUCAUUUAAGAGAUUUGAAGAAUACGUGAGAGAAUGUGCCCCAAAUUUUUAUAUCAGUGAUAACAAAUUUGUUCCAGCCACCAAUAUGAAUUCAAACGUAGCUCAAGUUACCAAUCAACUUCCUAAUGACACUGUGGUUUACUACAAAAACGCUUCAUUCACAUGGGUCAACACACGCAACGACCUACUAAACAAGAACUAUGAACCUUAUUUAAAAAAUAUAAACUUUGAGUUAAAACGUGGCGAGAUGGUUAUUGUCACAGGUGUUCUUGGUUCAGGUAAAUCAAAUUUUAUCAAAUCAAUGCUUGGUGAGAUGACCCUGGUUGGGGGUUCCAUGGCAGUUGUUCCAUUACACACAUCAAUGCCAAUAUUCUAUGCAUCUGAGGACAUAUUUCUACAACAUGGGACAGUUAGAUCCAACAUUGUAUUUGGUCAUAAAUUUGAUGAGCAGUUGUACAACACCGUACUCAAGGCAGUGGAACUUGAGUACGACAUAUCGACCUGGAAGAAGGGUGACCUCAGAGUUCUGUCAGACAACGCACUUUCACUGAGUGGAGGUCAACGUGUACGAAUGGAGUUAGCUCGUGCAGUGUACGCUUACUUGGUGUUCCACAGAGUCAACAAGGAGUAUAACAACAGCCAAUGUUCGUUCUUGAUGUGUUUGGAUUUUUCAUUACACGGGCUUGACCCAUACGUAUCGAAGACAGUAUUUAAUAACCUGUUUAACCUUAAAACUGGGCUAUUGAUAAAGAAUGAUUUAAGUGUUGUUUUAACAUCGUCGAAACAGGGUCUUCAAACAUGUCUGAAUCCAUCCGAUGCAAAUCAAUUCCAUAACUUGCCAAUUUAUAACGUUAAAAACAAGGAAUUGAGAUUCUGUAGUAACUUGCACGACUUUAUGAAGAACAAUAAAGUAGAAAGUGAAGAUUACAAAUACAUAUCGACUAGCGACGGUGUCCCAUAUAACAUGAGUUAUUUAAGCAAUGAUAUGUUGAAAUUGUGUUCCUCUUAUGGCACUACGAGGCUAGGUAGAAUGGAAGUGACAAGGUCCAAAUAUAGCAAGUCGUUCAAAUCUUACGUCAAAAAUGAGCUUGCUGGUGUUAGAUUUAACUCAUAUUUAACCUAUAUGCUCCCAGCAGCCGGAGCUUUCACUCUCUAUAUAAUUUUUAACACAUCAGUUAAUAUUAUGGAUACUCUGAAGUUCGUCUUUGCAACAAGAACAACAGACUUCAUAGGAAGACAAAUUAAACAGUUCAAGGAUGGAGAAGCAAUUGAUUUGGAUUUAGUUAAGUCAAGGGCUAACCUAUCACUUAAAGUUACCACAAUGUUCGUGUCACUGAUAAUUAUUCUAUCAUUCCUAGCAACUUUGAUAAUGACCACAGCCUCAGUUGUAUCAUCUCGUAAACUACAUGAGUACACCAUUAAUUCAAUCUUCAACUGUAGUUCAGCAGUUCUAAAAAUAAAGAAAAAUAUUAGUCAAGUCAUAACGUAUCUAGCUGCAGAUAUGAUUAUCAUUGACGAUUCCUUAGCCUUCUUCUUGGGUAUAGUAUUGUUUUUAUUCCUCCAGUUUUUAACUAACAUAGUUACAUUAUUCUACUUAAUUCCAAUUUCGAUACCAUUUGUAUUUGUGGCAUUAGUAUUUAUCUUAUACUUUGUCAUGUUAAGAUAUGUAAGGUCCAAUAGAAGUCUAUUUUUGUCAUUUAUGGAAACCUCUUCACAUGUUAUAUCUGUAUAUGAAAAGGCAAUAGCAGGAUCUUCAGUAUACAGGAGUUACGAAAGAUUCGGAGACCUCUUAAAAGGUUUUACAGAACACAGAGACUAUAAAGGACGGAACCAAUUCAUGAUGUACUCUAUGAUAUCAUGGUCCAAUACGGUGUUCAACUGGAUCUUUUCGUUGACCACCCUUACAGUACUCGUCAUACCAAUAGUUUUGGAUAAGUAUACCAAGUAUAAGAUGAAGGUUGGAUACUUCGCUCUUGCUUUAUCGUUGUGUAUGAAUAUUAACAAUACGUUCAUCAAAUUGGCUCUUAACAUAGGCCUGUUAGACAUUGAUAUGUGCUUCGUUCGGAGGUUCAGAUACUUCAUUCCCCCCGGUCAAAGACUUAGGUUUAGCAAAUUCGUUAAUGCCCAUGAAGAAAAUGUUGUAAACCCUACCAAUAGAGGAACUGUUAUCAAUAAGGCUCAAUUGAUGAGGAGAAGGGCCAUUGAAUUUAAAAAUGAAAACAAAAGGUUUUAUGCUUUGAGAAGACUAUUUUACCAUCCUAAACUACAUAUCCUCGAUGAUGGCCGUUACCUAACUUCUGAUCAUUCAGGCGUCGAGUUAAAAAAUGUGUGUGUGUACACUACUCCUGAACGCACUCGAGAAAGUAUGAUCUUGAAAAAUAUCACAGUGUUAGCCAAUAAAUCUGAGAUCAUUGGUAUGGUUGGUAGAACAGGUGCUGGUAAAACCACUCUCUUGUCAGUGUUACAGAACAUAUCCACUAACAGAACUGGCCAAGUACUAUUGGAUGGUAUAGAUUUGAAUGAUAUCCCCAAGGUUGUCCUUCGACAGAUUAUAGGUGUGUUACCACAACUGCCUUUUGUAUUUAAGGGUUGGACUAUUAGGAGGUUCCUUGAUCCGAGAAAGUUGUUUAGUGACGACGAAAUCAACCAGGCUUUGAGUAAAUGUGGUCUGCUUAAUUUUGUUAAUGAGCUUUCUGGAGGAAGGAAAUUGAAUAAUCAAAGUGAUAUGUUACUGUCCAAUACCCAACUCAGAACCCUUUCAUUGGCCAGACUUGUGUUAUACAGGCACUUCUUUAGGCUUAUAGUAGUUGAUGAACCACCUGAGGAAGAUACUAAUGAAGAGACCAGUUCCAGAAAUGAUGACCUUGCAGUUCCGAUUUAUGAUAUUUUACAGAAACAUUUUAGUCAUUGUACCACGUUUGUCACAGCACAUGAUGUUAACGUAUUAAAAUCUUGUACCUCUGUAUGGGUGAUACAUGAGGGGUGUGUAGUAAAAACUUGUAAAGCCAGUGAUGUAUCAGCAAAUGAGUCUAUCGCAUCAAUCAUUGAGCAAUACGUUAAAAAAACUAAAUUAAUAUAA
Molecule: messenger RNA, 7200 nt
Organism: Theileria orientalis strain Shintoku
Lineage: Eukaryota; Apicomplexa; Aconoidasida; Piroplasmida; Theileriidae
Product: cell division control protein
Exons: 8
Coding region: 1-7200 (2399 amino acids)
Biological process (GO): double-strand break repair via break-induced replication; DNA replication; mitotic DNA replication initiation
Cellular component (GO): nucleus; MCM complex; membrane
Molecular function (GO): ATP hydrolysis activity; ATP binding; single-stranded DNA helicase activity
Source: RefSeq, a predicted model, not a curated record